GCAGUAUAGGUAAUCUAGCCUGCAAAAAAGAAGCUUAAUUAUUUAUUAUGUUAAAGCGGGGAAGAGCAGCGUUGGAAUAAUCUUGUCUCUUGCUGUGUUGAUCAAUUACAUAUUUAUAGUGAAGAAGGGCGAGAGCGAGUGAAGGUGGAUGGUUUUUCAGUGAUGGAUCACAGGUACGCGUUUUGCGUCUGCUCUUUAUUUUAAAUCGUUUCCAGGAAUUGCAUUUUGUACACAUCUUUAAUGGGACUACAGCCUUUGCACCUCCACUAAACUGCAUGCUGUUUGAGCUAAAGGCGAGGAUCCUCAUCGUUAUCAUCCAUCGUGGCUUGAGAAGAGGAGGAGGAAGGAGCAGCGCCAGUCUGCAACUCACCGCUUCCAGUAAAUCAAACAGAAUAAGGGCUAUCUGAGAAUACACGGACUGUGCAGUGGUGUAGCUGCUGUGGACUGAAGGUGAGGUCAACUGUUGCGCAAUGAUGACGGGCAAAUCUGUGAAAGACGUCGACCGAUAUCAGUCGGUGCUCAACUCUUUGCUGGCGUUGGAGGAGAACAAAUUCUGCGCGGACUGCGAAUCAAAAGGUCCGAGAUGGGCGUCGUGGAAUUUGGGCAUCUUUAUUUGCAUAAGAUGCGCCGGUAUCCAUCGAAAUCUCGGGGUCCACAUCUCCAAAGUCAAGUCCGUCAACCUGGACCAGUGGACGCAGGAGCAGGUCCAGUGUGUUCAGGAGAUGGGAAACGCCAAGGCCAAGCGUCUCUACGAGGCGUUCCUGCCAGAAUGCUUCCUGCGGCCUGAGACGGACCAGUCUGCAGAGAUCUUCAUAAGGGACAAGUACGACAAGAAGAAGUACAUGGAUCGCGUCAUUGACAUCCAAAUGCUCAGGAAAGAAAAGAGCUGUGAGAACAUCCCCAAAGAGCCUGUUGUGUUUGAGAAAAUGAAACUGAAAAAAGACGUCAGCCCAAAGACAGACUCUCAAGGUGUUACGGACUUGCUUGGAUUAGAUGCUCCAAGUCCGGCAGUGUCCAAUGGGGUGCAAAACACUACUAAUGAGAGUCCAGCGGGUUCUAACCCUGCACACUCUGCCUUGGAUCUCUUCAGUACCCUCUCAGAUCCUUCCACUUCCUCCUCAAAGAACAUAGCUGCCUCCACCUUCUUGCCUCAGAGCAGAGUGACCGCCUCUGUGCCUGAAAACCUCAGUCUCUUCCUGGACCCGGCACCCAAAAAGGCAGAAGGUGCAUUCAAGAAGCUGUCCAAGGACUCGAUUCUCUCCCUGUAUGGCUCCACCCCCUCAGUGCAUUUCAGCAGCAUGGCGGCUAAUCACGGUUUGUAUAUGAACCAAAUCGGAUACCCGACACACCCGUACGGUUCUUACCAUUCCUUAGCUCAGGCUGGUGGGAUGGGCGGAGCCAUGGUGAUGUCACAGGUCGCUAUGAUGGGCCAGCAGCAGAACAGCAUGAUGGGAGUCCAACAGAACGGCUUGAUGACGACUCAACACGGCUCACCUUACGUAGAAGGGAUGGCGGGACAGCAGCAAAACGCGAUGAUGGUGCCACAGCAGAACGGCGUGAUGGGACGGCAGCAAAGUGGAUUAAUGAUGCAGCAGCAGCAGAGCGCUGGCGUGAUGGGACAUCCCCAGCAGCAAAUGUUUGGAGCUCAGCAGCAGCAGCAGCAGUGGAGCGUUGCACAGAUGACUCAGCAUAUGUCCGGCAUGAAUCUCUACAACACCAACGGCGCGAUGGCGUACAGCGGUCAACCCACAGGAGGCGCCAUGGCCCCAAGUUCAGCGCACAUGACGGCACAUGUGUGGAAAUAGUCCCAAACAAGACUUGUGGGUUUGACUCUGGUGAGCUUUUUCUAAUACAAGGAGGAGGAGGAGGAGACCAGAAUAAGACAAAGUACAACUACCUCUUCCUCUCUCCUGAGUCAACUUCCUGCCUCGGCCACGCUUCACUAAAGUCAACGCUUGCCUUCGGAACAUUCCGUCAAUGCAGCAACAGGGUCAGAGACGCACGUGGAUGGAUGUUAUUUGUCUUGGUGCACAGAUUUGUUUUUUAUUAUGUGCAUUGAUUUUUGACGACAAAGUGUCAGGGCCACAUAAAAAGCAAAUAAUAAUCGGAGAUUACGAGAAUAAAGUCGUAAAUUUCCAGGGGGGGAAAAAGUCGUACAUUUACGAGAAAAAAGUCGUAAAUAUACGGGAAUAAAUUCGUAAAAUUUACGAGAAAAAAGUCGUAAGUUCACGCGGGAAAAAAAGUCAUAAUAUUACGAGAAUAAAGUCGUACGUUACGUGUCAUCGUGUCGUUUCCUCUUCCAUCAGGCAAGCUUUUAUUUAUUUUAUUAGCGGUUGAGCACAAACAGAUUAGCAUGUCUCGCCCUUGUCACUUCCGCCGUCUUUACCCCGCCCCUUCCGCGUGCCCAAGGCCAAAGGUGCCUGCAACAUAACGUUCCGACUUUAUUCUCGUAAAUUUACGACUUUAUUCUAGUAAUAUUAAGAGUUUUUUCUCAGAAAUGUACGACUUUAUUGUCGGAAAUGUACGACUUUAUUCUCGAAAUCUCCGAUUAUUUUAAUACUUCGUCGUAACAUGCAUUGCCUGAGACAGCUAUGUAAAGGGCGGACUUAUGUGACCUUGGGCAAAGGUAAUAUUCCGACUUUUCCUCUCUCGUAAAUUCAAAACGUUUUCUCUGGUAAAUUUACGACUUUAUUCUCGAAAUCUCCGAUUUUCCUUUUUUUUUUGCAAUGGGGCCCUAAUACUCGGUCGUAAUUUGCUCCUCCUUCAAUUUUAAUGUAUUUAUAAUGUUUUUAAAUGAAGUGUAAUUUAACAUCUUUCCCACGACCCCACUUAAAUUGUACGAUGUCCGACGGGAUACGCUCAUUUUGUUCGUGUGUUGUUGCCGGGCAGGUUAUGCAACAUUUCCUGUUCAUAUUAAUGAGUUAGCCGGCACAUCACAGGCAUGCGUUAUAGCUUAACACACAAAGAAUUCUUUCGGCUGAUCUCAUGCUAAAAAUGUCAAAUAAAUGAGUUUCAAUAUAAAUAAAAGCUUGAGUUAAAUAUAGCUCAAGUUAAAUUAGCACCAAUCGGUCAACAUUGGCAACGUUUAUCUCAUGUUUAAGCCUUAAGAGGUCCUUCAUAAAUUCUUUACCAUUUGACCCUAAUAACAAAAAAUGUCACCUUCCAAAAAACUGCUGUGAAAAUAUCAUAUAUUUAUCUUUUUUUUCCCACGAUAAAUACGUCAAUCUUCUAACGCUUUAAAGGCCAGUGUGUUUUCGUAACUUUUCAUUACAUGAAGGCAUAAUUGAAUGUUAUUUUUAUUACAAUGAUUGGCAGCAACAUUCAUUUUUUCCUUCAGUGUCAAAACAAAAUUCACUCUUUGAGGUCCUCGGGGCCAAAAAAUAUGGCAGCUUCCCAAAAACCGCUGUAAGAGAUGGUAACUUACUAGGUGUCAGUAAUGUUCCUGUAAUCUUUGGUGAGACACACAAGCACCAGACUUGACUGCUGGGACAACAGGUUUUUAUUUGGCCACAAAUUACAGCGUUGAAUUACAGCGUUCCCUCGCCACAUCGCGGUGUACCUUUUGCGGAUUCUUGCGUAUUUUUUAACAGAGCGUUGUGUUCUGUGUCCUUGUGGCGUAUUAGAGCGCUCUAUCGGUGCUCUGUUGUAUGUGUCUGUUAUUGUAUUUACCACUGCUACCAGUAGAGGGCGUUGUAUACUCAUGUUGGAGACGUGUACAGUUCCACUUGUCUCAGUAUGUGUUUACGUGCCUGUAUAAGCAUAUUAGAACCCACAGUAGACAAUAUAAAUAUUGAUAUAAAUAUAAAUAUAUAUAUACCAGUCCUUAUUGGCUAAGGGAAAACCCUUAGCCAAAAGUAUUGUGUCCUGCGUCCUGAUUUGACUGUAGGCUGUUGUCAAUCAAUCUCCUUUGUGCUGUUGCUAGCAAACUAGCGAACUGUAUGAGCUGCUUGCUAACCGGCAAUAAACAAUAGAAGAGGAAGAAGCAGCAGCUAACCGGCUAAAUGAAUCUUAGGUUCAAGGAGUAGGACGAGGAGGCCGACGACGGCAGGAGCAAUUUGCUUUAACAAGGAUACAGCUGAACGGCGCCAGGACGAGGCACGGUCAGAGCAGUGCAUACGCGCGAGUCACUUAAUAAUUUACUGUGUCCAACCUAGUAGACCGAUCAUUAAAAUUCGAAAAGAAAAACAGCCUAUAUAAUAGUUGUAAACAAAUAAAGUUGCCUAUUCGCGGAUUUCACUUAUUGCGGGCUAUUUUGGGACUCUAUCCCCCCGCGAUAAACAAGGGAACACAAGGGAGGCACAAUAAUCCCUAACAUGUUCUACUGUUACGGCCGUAACCCACACCACCCUAAAACUCAACACUGAACCCCCGACAUCUCUUCCUGUCCAUGCCAACGCAUUUAGAGCAACACACACAAGCACAAGUCCUUUUUUAUGUCUUAAAUGUCUUAUUUUCUGUUAUUACAUCAACUAUAUUGGGUAAUACGAGUGUGAAGGUGACUACAGGGGUGUUAUUUCAUGUCUAGAGGGCUCUCGUAAUGUUAAAAAACAUAUUUAGAAGGUCGUAAACAGAUUUUCUGUGCUCUAACUGAAAAUAUUGCUAGCUUACUAGUCCUACUGUAUAUUCAUUCAACACAGCCACAAUGCCCACAGGAUCUCUUAAGGGUUUUAAACUCCACGCACCACAAAGCUACGUUCCGACAUUUAUACUGUCUUUCUAGUCAGACUGCUACCGAAAUACUGAAAUUCCAACAUCUUCUGCUUCAUGCGCACAGCACUUCCUCUCAAAAUCAACAUCUGCAGUACACAAGAGACCUAAACUGGAUUUUCUUUUGGCAGACCAAAGAUAAAGCCUAUAGCUUUUGGAGGAUCGUAUAGUAUUCCAAUAUGUUGUUGUGCAUCAGUGUCGUGCAUCAUUCACUUCUUUUAUAGCAUUUUUUGCUCUCGUAGGACGAAAACUGGGGCAUCACUGUGCGCUUAAAACACACGACUUGCAUGUAAAGAAACACACAGAAUGUGACGUUGUGCGGUGAAAGCCGGGACUGAUGCUGAAUGUCUGUAAAUAAAAGGUUCCACUGGAGGUCGGGAUGAUAUCAGACGCUUCCGGUGAACUGCAUGAAGAGAAUGUUUUUCCAGUGAUUGUGUGUCCUCCUGUCCUUUUGUUGGCUUCGAUGUGUCAAUGGAGGCUAUGAAAACAGAAAAUGAUGCUUUUUUUUCCCCUCAAAUUUUAUAUCAAUUUGCAUCUUUGGAAUGUCUGUUGUUUCCUACGCAACUUUACUAGCACUUUUUGGGGUUUUUUUAAGCAAACAUCAUUAAAUACAUGAUUCUGUUUGGAUUUUUCCCCCACUCACGAAAUGCAUGAAGUCAUGAUUGUAAAACUCGAAUUCUGAAUGUUUGACAUCAGUGAUCACGAGGACAAAAAUGAUGAAAAAUGUGUUAUCUGUGUGACUUUUGUUGGUAAAACACAAGCAAAUAGAGGAAUGUAUUAUUUGUCAUACUUGUCUAUCAAUGUAAUGUUAUAUAUAAAUUGGAUGUUAUGGUUCUCAGAUGAUAUUUAUGUUUUUUUCCCCACAUGCUUUGCCUGUCAGAUUUCAUAAUUACCUUCACAAGAAUGUGUGUAAGAUAAGAUAUACGUCUCUGUGGGAAUAAUGAAGAAUAA
Dunckerocampus dactyliophorus (ringed pipefish) is the source of this 5658-nucleotide messenger RNA. It is a transcript of the gene smap2, whose product is annotated as small ArfGAP2. Gene Ontology annotation, molecular function: GTPase activator activity. The record is from RefSeq and is a predicted model, not a curated record. Lineage: Eukaryota; Metazoa; Chordata; Actinopteri; Syngnathiformes; Syngnathidae. Bases 471 to 1805 code for a protein of 444 amino acids. The transcript has 9 exons. Gene Ontology annotation, biological process: regulation of clathrin-dependent endocytosis.